This is a messenger RNA of Paraphaeosphaeria sporulosa, 1489 nucleotides long. Its product is annotated as deacylase-like protein. The record is from RefSeq and is a predicted model, not a curated record. The transcript is spliced from 3 exons. Gene Ontology annotation, molecular function: hydrolase activity, acting on ester bonds; hydrolase activity, acting on carbon-nitrogen (but not peptide) bonds, in linear amides. Bases 84 to 1223 code for a protein of 379 amino acids. Lineage: Eukaryota; Fungi; Ascomycota; Dothideomycetes; Pleosporales; Didymosphaeriaceae.
UAGAACAACAAGUCUUAUCGACAAUUGAUGGCAUAAAGGUACGUCGACGGACAAGUCUUUGCGCCUCGAAUGCUGUUCACAAAAUGCAGUUUCUAACCUCACUCUUCGUGUCCCUGGCGCUGUUCGGUGCGACCGGGACGGCGACAAACUUCACCGGCGAUGUUGUCAAUGGAGUUCCGGUCAUAUCGUAUCUGAAUUUGUCUGAUGUGCCUACGCGGAGCGUCUCGAGGUACUACUUGAGGGUGGGAGAGCUCAGUGGUGGACUGCCUGUCCAUAUUCCGGUCUUUGUAGCGCGAGGUACGCCAGAGAGUCUCGAGAGCGGGAAGAAGUUGUCCUUGUCCGCGGCGAUACAUGGCGACGAACUCAAUGGUGUACGUGUGGUCCAGCGCAUUUUCGCGCAGCUUGAGGGACAAGUAGAAAGUCUCAAUGGCACAGUAAUCGGAAUACCCACCGUAAAUCCAAUGGGCAUCUACCUAAACCAAAGAAACUACUUUACAUCCCAUAAUAGUGGAUGGCUGACCAAUAUCAACCGCGUCUUUCCUGGUACCGCUGCGGUAGACGGUGGCAGUCUCCCGGAGCUCCUGGCAUACAACAUCUGGAACAACGUAUGGGCGAACAAAUCCCAGGUAGACGUUGGAAUAGACCUGCACACCCCUAGUAGCGGCGCCGAGACCUCUCUCUGGUGCUACGCCGACUUCCGACUCCCAUAUGUUGAGCGCUUAGCGAAGCUGUUGCAGCCAGAUACCUUGAAAAUCGAUCCAGGAGAGCCAGGAAGUAUUGAGACGACGUUCGUGAGCAACUCGAUUCCUUCAAUCACCGUGGAGAUGGGACUUGCAAAAGUAUGGAACGCUUCGUUGAUUGACAGAGUGUACGACUUUGUGAACCGCGUCCUGGACGAUCUGGACAUCGUCCCUUCCAACUCCACGCAGGCGUACUCACCGGAUCUGAGUAAGACGUACAUCGCGACUACGUUCCAUGACUCCGUAUCGACUUAUGGCGGUUUUGUCGAGCAACUGGUCACCGUUGACGAGCCGGUCACCAAGGGUCAGCCCAUUGCCAAUAUCAGGAAUGCAUUCGGGGACAUUCUAGAGACUAUAUAUUCGCCGGAGACUGGCAAGAUGUUUCAGUCACCGCAAGACCCGAGCAUCGAGCCCGGGGCCAGCGUUGGGCAGAUUGCGUAUAAUUCGACAGACCCGGAAUGUGCGGAUGGUUGCAUACUUUAGAAUCCAGAUAGGACAUAUCAUAUGGAGUCGGCCAUUACUUCUCUCAACCUUACGACGACAAUUUCUGUCCUAGAACUUCAUUGAGAGAUGGCAAGUGCAAGAUCUGAGCAUAUUUCAGAGAUAACGAAUCGAUACUAGACCUGAGGAACCCCCGUCUGCUUGUGUGCCCUCAGGUACUUGCAGGGAAAAAGGUAUGUAGUGUCUAUGCAGUAAGUACACGUGCCUCAACGCCCAAACGGCGUUGCCUGUGUGUUCCUACCUCGUAC